Lutra lutra (Eurasian river otter) is the source of this 1055-nucleotide messenger RNA. RefSeq names its product intraflagellar transport associated protein (gene IFTAP). Gene Ontology annotation, biological process: spermatogenesis; acrosome reaction. Gene Ontology annotation, molecular function: intraciliary transport particle A binding. The coding region runs from base 248 to 964 and encodes 238 amino acids. Gene Ontology annotation, cellular component: cytosol; 9+0 non-motile cilium. The record is from RefSeq and is a predicted model, not a curated record. The transcript is spliced from 8 exons. Lineage: Eukaryota; Metazoa; Chordata; Mammalia; Carnivora; Mustelidae.
CCAGGAAUCCGUUCUCCUUGGGCUACGUAGCUACGAUUGUUUUUGUUGCUACAGGAGAGGAGGCUCCUAGGAUGCCUCUCUGAAUAAAGACGCUCAAAGUGCGAAGUGACUAGAUGGGAGCCAAAGCGGAAAACUAGGGAAUGGGAGAAAGGUACUGUACUCAGAGGCAUUAAAUCUUACUGAUCAGUAUUGCCCAUGUUUUCCUGAUCACUCCAAAAUAGCAGGUAAAGUGGCCUUGUGAGAAGGAAUGCCUGCCCAAAUAUCAGAUUUGGAGAUCAUGGAUGAAGAUCAAUUAAUUGAAGAAGUCUUGGAUAAGUUUGUAAAUUGCCAUGAACAAACAUACGAAGAAUUCCUGAGCACUUUUACUCAUCUUUCAAAAGAGGAUAAUGUGACCAAACGAGGAGCAUUUGGAACUGAUUCUUCAGAAAACAUAUUUCCUUCAGUAAAAUUUGCUCAUGAAAAUGAACCAAAUGAUCAUCAUCUUAGAAACAAAGCCGUCUUUCUUCAUACUUCAUCACAAUGUUCAGAAGAAGACGAACAGACAGUGAUAGAUGAAGGCCAAAAAGUUGGCAGUUCCUUUCAGGGUGAUCUGAAUCGGGCUGGAAAGGUGAAGGUAGACAAUUUCCUAGAUUUAGAAGAUUCGGAUGUGGAUGAUGAGACUCAGCCCCAAAUGAGUAAGGAUUUGCUGCUGCUUCCAGGAGAAGUGGAGGAGGACGUCUGCCCGCGUGUCCCUUCUUACAUUCCUUCUGUGGCCCAGCCCUUCAUCCCUGGGGUAAAGCCAGGGCCUGCUGGGAGAGGAGCUGACAAGCAAACAGAAGAGGUACUCGGAGAUGAAGUCCAGCCCUUCUCACUUGAUGAAGAAUUUGAUUAUGACGCUGUGAUGCUAACCCCCAAGUUCACUCCUGCAGAGAUAGAUGCGAUCACAGAGCUGUCCAAGCAAGAGAGAUCACCGACACAGACUUAGAGGAACCCCAUGGCUGAUUCACGGAGACAUCUUUGUGUUCGUGUUUAUUUUGUUGUUAUACAAGCAACAUUAGAAUAAAAGGUAAACCUAC